This is a messenger RNA of Brassica oleracea var. oleracea, 2563 nucleotides long. RefSeq names its product exocyst complex component EXO84C. Bases 123 to 2453 code for a protein of 776 amino acids. The record is from RefSeq and is a predicted model, not a curated record. The transcript has 7 exons. Gene Ontology annotation, cellular component: exocyst. Gene Ontology annotation, biological process: exocytosis; Golgi to plasma membrane transport; intracellular protein localization. Lineage: Eukaryota; Viridiplantae; Streptophyta; Magnoliopsida; Brassicales; Brassicaceae.
AACAAACCCGUAUCUAUCCGUGUCUCGAGAGAGUCCAAUCCAUCACUAAAACUAUCGUCUUCUUCCGACAAACAGUGUCUGAGACUCCGAGGAAGAGUGUGAAAGAGAGAUCGAUAGAAAAAAUGGAGAGCAGCGAGGAAGAAGACGACUUACCUUCCAUCGAGAGCAUAACCCCUCAAUCAAAGAUCGAUUCCGUUCACCAGUCUCUCACCGAAAAGGGGAUUAGAAAGCUAUGCUGUGAGCUUUUGGAUCUAAAGGAUGCUGUGGAGAAUAUGUGCGGUGAUAUGCGUACAAAGUACCUCGCUUUCUUGAGAAUAUCUGAAGAAGCAGUGGAGAUGGAGCACGAGUUAGUUGAGCUACGGAAGCACAUAUCAUCCCAGGGGAUUCUCGUGCAUGAUCUGAUGUCUGGACUUGGCCGCGAGAUGGAUGAAUGGAAGCGAUCCUCUGGUGAUGCAGAUGAGUCAGAAGAGGUCGAGGAACCAUCCCCUAGUGAACUAACCGAUCCAAACUCUGAGUUCCUGGAGAAGAUUGACAUUCUUUUAGCUGAACAUAAAGUGGACGAAGCACUAGAGGCAGUAGAUACCGAGGAAAGAAACAAUCCUGAACUCAAAGGAGCAGCUGACACGUCAUCUUACAAGUCUGCUUUUAUAGAAAGAAAGGUUGUUCUCGAGGAUCAGCUUCUCAGGAUCGCUAAACAGCCAUCAGUCAGCGUCACCGAGUUGAAACACACGUUAAACGGGCUGAUCAGAUUAGGAAAAGGCCCAUCAGCCCACCAACUCCUCCUCAAGCAUUACGCCACAAGCCUCCACAGAAGAAUCGAAGCCUUUCUCCCUUCAUGCUCCUCCUGCCCCAACACGUUCCCCGCCACUCUCUCCAAGCUAGUCUUCUCCAACAUCUCCCUCGCCGCAAAAGAAUCAGCAUCCAUGUUCGGCGACGAUGACAACCCUGCCUACUCCAACAAAGUCGUUCAGUGGGCUGAGAGGGAGGUCGAGUACUUGGUCCGUUUGGUUAAAGAGAACGCGGCUCCUUCCGAGACGGUUUACGCGUUGCGUGCGGCCAGUGUGUGUUUGCAAGACUGUCUUAACUACUGCAAAGCGUUGGAGCCGCAGGGGUUGAUUCUGUCUAAGCUGUUCUUGGUGCUGUUCCGGCCUUACGUUGAGGAAGUGCUGGAGCUGAAUUUUAGACGGGCGAGGAAGGUUGUCUUUGACUUGAACGAAGCUGACGAGGGGUUGGAGUCGUCUUCUGACUUUGUGGCGGUGUUAUCUGACUUUGCAAUUGCUUCGGAUACGACGAUGACGGAUUGUAGCAUUCGGUUCAUGCAAAUUGUGCAAGACAUACUUGAGCAGCUAACACAUCUAGCUGUGCUACACUUCGGAGAAAGUGUGUUAGCGAGGGUUCUCCAACUGUACGAUAAGUACAUCGACUUUCUGAUCAAAGCCUUGCCUGGCCAUGCAGACGAAGAUGGUCUUCCAGAGCUUCAAGACCACACCAUUCUCACCAGAGCCGAGACGGAUUCAGAGCAGCUUGCUCUUCUCGGAGCUGCGUUCACAAUACUAGACGAGCUUUUACCAAAAUCGCUUGUUAAAGUCUGGAAACUCGAGGUUGAAAACGGCGGAGGAGAUGGUGGUGAUAGCAGUAGCAGUCCUUCUCUGAUCAGUAGCUCUGCGCCGGAGUUGAAAGAAUGGAAACGACACAUGGUUCAAGCGUUUGAUAAACUCAGAAACUACUUCUGUCUGCAGUUUGUGUUGAGCUUCAUUUACUCUAGGGAAGGGCUGACACGGUUAGAUGCGCUCAUCUACUUAACAGAGACACCAGAUGACUUGCAUCUCCCCUCUCUACCGUUUCAGGCGUUGUUCUCUAAGCUGCAACAGUUGGCCAUCAUUGCUGGGGACGUUCUGCUUGGGAAAGAGAAACUGCAAAAGAUUCUACUAGCGAGACUAACCGAGACGGUUAUAAUCUGGCUAUCAAACGAGCAGGAGUUUUGGAGUGCGUUCGAGGACGAGUCAACUCCACUUCAGCCAUCUGGUUUGCAACAGUUGAUACUGGACAUGAACUUCACAGUGGAGAUAGCGCGGUUCGCUGGUUAUCCAUUUAAAGUGGUGCAGAACCAUGCAUCAGUGGUGAUCAAUAGAGCUAUCAACAUAUUCUCCUCUAGAGGCAUCAACCCACAAAGCUCACUCCCGAAGGCGGAGUGGUUCACGGAAGCGGCCAAGUCAGCUAUCAACAGGCUUCUCAUGGGGUCGGAUGAAGCUUCAGAAGCCGAAGAAGAAUAUGAGUGUGAAGUGGAAGAAGGAGAAGAAGACGGUCACAUAGUCCUCCCUGAGAUGGACGAUGAUGAACACUCAGACUCACUAGAAACUUCAUCGCUGUCUACAAUGGACUCGUUCGAAUCGUUUGCCUCUGCGAGCAUGGCUGACCUCGAGAGUCCCAGCUUCACCGACUCUGAGUCCUGAGACCAGUCUGUCUUAUUUUGUUAUAUUAAUGUAAGAUGUUGUCGGACAUAUUACUUGGUUUAGCAAUAUUAUAUAGUUAUAUCCGGUUAAAGUCGGUUAAGUAAGCAACA